Messenger RNA from Ilex paraguariensis (yerba mate), 914 nucleotides. NCBI's taxonomy places the organism in Eukaryota, Viridiplantae, Streptophyta, Magnoliopsida, Aquifoliales, Aquifoliaceae. The record is from the annotation of a GenBank genome assembly.
GGAUUAAAGAUGCUCAACAAACACACCCCACGGGGCAAAGUUCAAGGCUUGUAAGGCGGAGCUUAUUCUGUAACCUGUUUGGAACAUGCUGCCUACCUCAUGAGAGAUGUCAGCUUUGAAGUCAGCAAACAAAGAAUUGAAAGGAAUGAUGAAGACCGUGAAAAUUGACGAUGUAGAUAGCUUGCAAGAUGAGAUGAUGGACCUGAUGGAUGUGAGCAACGAAAUUCAAGAGUCACUUGGUAGAAGCUACAGUGUACCUGAUGACAUUGAUGAGGAAGAACUCAUGGGUGAGCUUGAUGCUUUGGAAGCGGACAUGGGGAUGGAGACUGAAGGUGAUGGGGUACCUGCGUAUCUUCAACCUGAUAAAGAACCUGAUCUAGAAGCAGAACUCAACAUGCCUUCAGCACCAACAGGGCAUGGAGCAGUUCCAGCUGGAAGAGCCAACACCCAGGCUGAGGAUGAACUGGGUUUACCUGCUGCCCCUCAUGCAUCCCUUCGUGGUUAGAAACGGAGUUGGCUGGGGCAAGAUACUAUCUGCGUUUCUCACUGGUCUGUCAAACAUUUUGGAGGGAUCAGAUUGGCUUGUACCACUAUAUACCUAUUGUCCAGAAAUCGUCUUUGAUUGCCAUAGUGGUCUUUUGUUUGGUUAUUUCAAAUGAUGAACCAUAUUUCAUGAUAAAGGACCUCAGUGAAUCCUAUAUAUGAAAAAAAAAUAAGGGUGCAGCAGGAAAUUACUAGUUUAUGUGGAGAUACACGAGGCAAAGCUGCAAAUAUUGAUUUCCAUGCUGUUGUCGAUUAUUUUGUGAAUAUCCAAAUUGCAUUGUUGUAUGUGAUGUAAUCUAUGGUAUGAUAGCUGGUGAGUUUGCCCAACACUUCACACAGUCGUGAGCCGACCCCAAACAGUUGGAACAAAG